Punctularia strigosozonata HHB-11173 SS5 is the source of this 3942-nucleotide messenger RNA. RefSeq lists its product as uncharacterized. The record is from RefSeq and is a predicted model, not a curated record. Gene Ontology annotation, molecular function: protein binding; nucleic acid binding. Gene Ontology annotation, cellular component: site of double-strand break; nucleus. The transcript is spliced from 15 exons. NCBI's taxonomy places the organism in Eukaryota, Fungi, Basidiomycota, Agaricomycetes, Corticiales, Punctulariaceae. Gene Ontology annotation, biological process: proteasome-mediated ubiquitin-dependent protein catabolic process; DNA repair. The coding region runs from base 49 to 3855 and encodes 1268 amino acids.
CCGACUCGGACGCGUUAGCUCGCAACAAGGUACAGCACCGGGGGCAACAUGAAGAUCGUGUCAACGUUCCAUCCGCCAUCCUCAGUUAUCGACUGCGUGAAAUGCAAGUUGACCUCCGCACCGGACAUCGAGCAUCUCGUUGUAGCAAAGCCGGACAAGCUCGAGGUCUUCUCUCUUCAGCCGGAGGGCCUCCGUCUCGAAACGAGUACGGAGAUAUGGGGCAGGAUCUUGCGCAUCAGAGAGCUCCCUGUACAGGGCGAGAGACGGAGCAACUUGCUUGUCUUGACCGAUCACCCAGACCCGAAGCUGAUUGCUCUGGAACUUGAGGACGAAGGGGAUACGCCUCGACUCGUCGAGAUAAAGACAAGCUCGGGCACCAAGUCGAUCUCACUCCAUGACAAGAACUCCCGUCAGGCCGAAUUCCUAACAGACGUCUGGGUGCAUCCCAGCGGUUCCGUCAUACUCGUCAGCUGCUAUGCCGGGAGGCUUACAGUCGUACGCGUCAGAGAUGGCGUUCUGCAGCAAGAGUUCCCCGUCUCCCUCCAGGAGAUCAACUUACUUGCUCUAUGCUUCCUUCCGUCCCCUGUAGGAGAUGACGAAGAUCCUGAGACAGAGGUGAUCUCCAUCGGCAUCGUCUACCUCGACCAUCAGUCCCGCGUUCAGCUGCUCGCGCGCGAUUUAGAGGCGUUUGAAUUGUCCGUUCAGCCCUCUCCAGCACUCCCGCCGACACCCCUACCCAUAUCCGCAGAUGAUUUAAGUUUGAACGGGACCUCGCUUUCCCUCGUACCCAUUCCAACCACCCUCGCAGACAUCGACGCUAACUUCAGGGGCGGAGUGCUGGUGCUGGGCGGUCGCAAGGUUAUGCUGUUCGAGCUUGCGUCGGAAGAGCACCGAAAGAAGUGGAUGAAGAAGAACAAACAGACCAUGAAGCAGAAGAAGGAAGAGAGAUAUAAGGAGAAACUAAGAGAGAAGGAGCGCGAACGCGAAGGUCGCAGACGGAAAGCCCGCUCAACUGUGGAGUGGCCGUGGUCAGAGAUCACUGCAUGGUGUCCAGUAACACGUACAUGUCGCGGAUUGUUGAUCGGUGACGCGUACGGAAGAAUGUCCAUGCUGAGCAUCGAUCCAAUCAGGGGAAAUGGCCUCACGCUUCUACCUCUGGGAGAGACAUCACCACCGACGUCGAUUGCAUACCUCACUUCGCAAGUCUUCUAUCUAGGAUCCCACAUGGGUGAUUCGCAGCUCCUGCGCAUCAGUCCGACACCGCACUCGCUGAUCGACAAACCGACGUUGCCCAUCGACCCGCGGAUAUCGACCGUUUUGCCGUCACAGCUUUCUUCCUAUAAUGCAGGCGAGUCUGUCAAAGGGAAGGGGAAACGGAGAGCGGAUCUAGACAGCGACAUUGACGUGGAUCCGGAUGCCCAGAGCGGUCGGAAGGGCAAGGUCGUCCGGUCAGAUGGCUCGUACCUGGAGGUGCUGGCGACCUACCAAAAUCUUGCGCCGGUCACUGAUGCACUGCUCAUGAACGCUGACGGAAGCGGCCAGCCCCAAAUUGUAACGUGUUCGGGAGGGGCCAACGCGGGCAGCCUGAAGGUUGUUAGGAAGGGUGCCGACUUCAAGACGGCAGCUGUUGUGGAAAGUCUGCCUGGCACUGUUAGCGUAUGGCCCGUGCGUAAACGCUAUUACGACAAUACGGACUCGUACAUCGUUGCGUCAACUUUGCGGUGCACGCAAGUUCUUUUAUUGGAAGAACAUGACACUGUCAACCCCUUAGUAGCUGCGUCAACCGAUUUCGCCACUAGCGGGCCUACUAUUUCCGUCGCAAACAUUUUGCGGCGAAGGUUAGUAAACGGCAAAUCGGAAUACGAAGACUCCUCGCUGGUCGUUCAAGUUACACCUUCCAAAAUGAGACUACUCGAGCACGACAUGAUUGGCCCCGUGGAAUUUAGGCUCGUCGAUACUUGGAAACCUAGCGGGCCAGGACCCCAGGAGAUCGUCACAGCCAGCAUCAACCCAACUCAGAUCGCCCUCGGCUUGAGGGGUGGGAGGCUGUGCGUGUUUCGGUUGGCACCGAAUGAUCACUUCGAUCUGCGAUUCACUCAGCAUUUCUCCAACGAUAUCUCAGCGGUGUCGUGUCUACCCUUAAACCCGGGCAACCUGAUCUCAGCGUUCAUCGCCGUUGGAUUCUGGGGUUCUAAUAACGUUAUGAUCCUCUGCCAAAAAGGCAACAUUUUGGAGCUCGAAUUACAAACUGAUCCGCUCCCAGCCCUUCCCAGGUCUCUCCUGCUGUACAACUUUGGCACAAGCUUUGGAAAGAAGGAUCCUAAUUACCACGCUCACCUCUUGAUCGGACUUGCCGACGGUUCUUUGGUUUCGUACGCGUACGCGAGAAAAGAGCUCAAAGACAAGAAGGUCGUUCCUCUGGGUGCAUCCCCUGUCAGCCUCGUACCAUGCGAAGCGAACGGCAAGAAGGCUAUUUUCUGUUGCGGCACCAGGGCCGCUGUCGUCUAUUGGGACCGGGACCGGCUGCAAAAUGCCCCGGCACUGCUCAAAAACGUUGUUACCGCGUGCCCUCUGAAUUCCACCAGUUUCGAACAAUCCACUAUUCUUGUCACCGGUUCCGGCUUCACAAUCGGUCACUUCGGCAAUGUGGCGGGCCUACACGUUCGCUCGGUGCCUCUGGGCGUGGAUGUUCCCAAGAGGAUAACAUACAAUAACGAAUCCCACCUCUUAGGAGUGGCAUGUAUCCGGAAGGAACCACACAGGAUCGGGGAUGACGAAGGGACUAUUCGUAGCUCUUUCAGACUGCUGGAUGACACCAGUUUCGGAGAGCUUGACAGAUUCGAUCUUGAAGCAGAUGAGGAUAUCACCUCCGCUGUUGUGCUCUCUCUUGGGACGGCCGAAGCAUAUACUUCGCACUUUUGCAUAGGUACUGCGGACUUCACUAGUGAUGACCAGUUGGAAGUUAGCAAGGGCAGACUUGUGGUCUUCGACCCGUCCACAAAAGUGCUUUCUCCCGUGGCAACUCUUGAUGUAAACGGGUGUGUGUACGCUCUAGCCAGUAUACAAGGCCUGGUUGCGGCAGCCGUGAACAGCGCGGUCAUUGUCUAUCGAUUAGAAACCGACGGACCCACAUUCUCGAGCAAGCGACUAGUGCAACUUGCGAACUGGAAUCACAACUACUUCGUGACGAACCUCGUCACUCGUGGCAGCCGGAUUUUUGUUGGGGAUGCUAUCAGUUCGGUUUCGAUACUGGAGCUCACUGGACAAGCGCUGCAAACGGUCGCCAGGGACUACGGGCCUCUAUGGCCUGUCGCGAUCGAGUCGACGGGCCCGGAUAGCGUGAUUGGCGCGGAUGGAGAGUUUAACCUGUUCACAUUCAAGCUGUCGGAAGGCAAGCUUGAACGAGACGGAAGCUACCACCUCGGCGAGCAAGUCAACAAAUUUGUUCCCGGCGGGCUGCUUGCUGCAGACCCUGCUCAUACGACCCAGACCACUUGCAAACCGAUUCAAACACUCUUCACAUCUUCAGGCCGUAUUGCCAUCGUCAUUGACGUUUUGGACCCCGAAGUGUCACUACACCUCACCAACCUUCACAGAAACAUGUCGAAGGUUAUCACGGGCUUGACCGGUAUACAGAACGAAACCUGGCGAUCUCCUGCGACCAGUCGCGGUCGGACCGACGCCGAAACAUCGAGAGGAUUCCUCGACGGAGACUUCCUGGAGGCAUUCCUUGACGUACCACGAACAUCGCCAAGCCUCGCAGAGAUCCUUGAAGGCGAGAACGUAGCCGAGAGGUUGACUUUAGGGUAUGAGCGUUACCAUCAACUGUUGGAGUCUGUCCAAGCAUUGCAUUAGGAGGGCCUGCGCUUUAGGUUGUCCUGUGAACUUGUGUAUACUAGAGCCUCAAUCCUGUUGUAUAUCAUUCAAUGCAUUGUGCUUCGC